Armigeres subalbatus is the source of this 2205-nucleotide messenger RNA. RefSeq lists its product as uncharacterized. Lineage: Eukaryota; Metazoa; Arthropoda; Insecta; Diptera; Culicidae. The transcript is spliced from 2 exons. The record is from RefSeq and is a predicted model, not a curated record. The coding region runs from base 1 to 2205 and encodes 734 amino acids.
AUGAAAAUUCUAUCGACAAAUCAGAGUAUUGUCCCAAGGAUACUUCUGGAAACUACAAGUGAGCCGCCGGUGAAUAAUCUUUCGGUGCAACAACAGAAACAGGAACAAAAACGCAAGGAAAUGUCGAAGAAGCUCGAGAAGAUUCUCGAUCAUCGUGAUUUGGCGAAGGAAAGAAUGCUCCGGAUCCGUGAGGGAUUGGCCGUGGCUAACAUCAGCAUUCAUUGGCUGCGACUACAACUCGAAACACUUCGUCAGUGUAACGAUGAACUGCAGAAAACGUAUCUGGAUAUUUGUGACCUUGUUCCAAGGGAUCAGCGUGAAGGACACAAACAAAGCCAUUUCCAGGACGAAGAGCUGCACGCUGAGCUUUUUGUGAACAUCCAAUCAGAAAUUGCAAAGUGGAAUGCAGCUGAAGAGGAGAAAAAACGAGGGAAUAUGAGUGCCUUAGCUCCGGCAUUUGUUCCGCAGCAACCGGUGGUAGUAAAUAGCUCCACACCUCAUCUGCAUGUGCCGCUGCCAACAUUCGAUGGUAGUCUCGAGAACUGGUACUCGUUCAAAUGCAUGUUCAAAACCAUCAUGAGCAGGUACCCAAACGAGUCACCAGCCAUAAAGCUGUACCACUUGAAAAAUUCUCUCGUCGGAGGUGCAGCAGGGAAAAUCGAUCAAGACGUGAUCAACAAUAAUGGUUACGAAUCAGCGUGGAAGAUGCUCGAGGACACCUACGAAGACGAGCGACUCAUCAUCGACACAUACAUAGACGCUUUGCUCGCACUACCAAAGAUGAAUAAUGAGAACGGUAAUGAAUUGCGGAAUUUGCUUGAUAUCUGCACAAAACACGUCGAUGCAUUGAAGAACCGAUCGUUACCAGUCGAAGGGCUUGCCGAGAUGAUCCUGCUCAAUGUGAUUGCUAAACGCCUUGACAAGGAAACACGAAAACUAUGGGAAUCGCAAAUCCCGUCAGAUGAACUGCCCACCUACACCGAGACGAUCGAUUUCCUUCGAGAACGAAGCCGUAUACUCCAGAAGAUGAAAGGCUACAACGAACUACGUCCAUCAGUUUCCACGAGACAGAAAGGUAAACCAUCCGACAUCAAGCCCGUCCAAAGCAGGAAUUUUGUGCAAACGUCGAAUCAGUCCAAGGAAUCGUGUGCAUGCUGUGGAAAUGAACACCUAAUCUACAAGUGCGACGUGUUCAAGGACAUGACGAUAAGCGAGCGAUACACCAAAGUGAAGCAGACUGGCCUUUGCUUUAAUUGCCUACGACGAGGUCAUCGUACUGGAGAAUGCAACUCGGAUAGAACGUGUAAAACAUGCAAACGAAAGCAUCAUAGUUUGCUCCAUGAGAACAAGACCACAGCUCCACAAUCCGCAGUAACAUCAUCAGUUCCAGAAGAACAUUGUGAAGUCGCUGGACAAGCACCAGGAAGUGUCAACUGUGCUCGAGCGGCAACGACAAAGCAAGUGCUUCUUUCGACGGCAGAGGUAGAAGUAUAUGGUUCCGGGAAUAGCCGCAUAGCAUGCAGAGCUUUGUUGGAUUCCGGAUCUGACUCGCAUCUCAUCAGUGAAGCAUUCGCGAGGAAGUUGAAUAUACCAAUGGAGCGCGUUAACAUUCCAAUCAGCGGAGUGAAUAAUGCUGCGACACGAGUUAAGCACAAGCUUCAUACCACGAUUAGCUCACGUGUCAAUCCAUUCGUCGUUGAUUUGGAUUUCCUUGUCGUACCGACGAUAACUGCGAAUCUGCCCAUCACCAAGGUGGACGUGCGUUCUUGGAUCAUUCCUGCUAAUCUUGCGUUGGCAGAUCCAUCGUUCCAUACUCCCGACGAAAUCCAAAUGAUUAUCGGUGCUGAACUAUUUUUCGACCUGAUCAAGACCGGCCGCAUGAAACUUGCUGAAGGAACGCCUACGUUAAUCGAAACACAGCUGGGUUGGAUUGUUAGCGGUCCGGUAAAGGCGAUACAAAUCGGCCCCACACAUGCAGUUUGCCAAUUGAACCACAUCGAUGACCAACUAAAUCGCACCCUUGUGAAGUUUUGGGAACUCGAAACCUGCAUAGAAGCAUCUCCAUAUACGCCAGCGGAACAAGCCAUCGAAGAACACUACGAGCGAACGACUUCACGCGACAAAAGUGGUCGGUACAUUGUCAAACUGCCGUUUAACCAAAACAAGAGCCAACUUGGUGACUCUUUGGAAACGGCACGAGCAUGA